Molecule: messenger RNA, 3018 nt
Organism: Malaclemys terrapin pileata
Lineage: Eukaryota; Metazoa; Chordata; Testudines; Emydidae
Product: keratin, type II cytoskeletal 5-like
Exons: 9
Coding region: 108-1724 (538 amino acids)
Biological process (GO): keratinization; intermediate filament organization
Cellular component (GO): keratin filament
Molecular function (GO): structural constituent of skin epidermis
Source: RefSeq, a predicted model, not a curated record
ACGGAGCAGCUGUCAUGUCAGAGGGGCGCCUACUCCUCCUGUCCCAGCUCUGUUCUCACGCCGUAGCUUUGUCAUAGUGCUCCGGAGUCCUCUUGGAACAAGCCACCAUGAGUCGGCAGCUGAACGCCAGAGCCGGAGGUUGCAGCAGGGGCUUCGGCAGCGUCUCUGCGAUUAUUUCCAAUGGGGGCAGAUCCAGCUGCACCUCUCUGAGCCGAGGAAGAAGUAGACACUGUGUCUUUGGCAGCAGAAGUCUCUAUAAUCUAGGCGGGAUUAAAAGCGUUUCCAAUAGCUUGAUUGGUGGAGGCUGGCGGCUCGGCGGUGGCUUUGGUGGUGGAUUUGGCACUAGUGGUGGGGCUGGUGGCUUUGGUGGUGGUGGCUUGUUUGGUGGAGGAGUUGGUGGUGGGAGGAGUAGCCCUGGGUUCUCUAUUUGCCCACCUGGUGGCAUCCAAGAAGUGACCAUCAACCAGAACCUGCUUGUGCCACUCAACCUGGAGAUCGACCCAGAGAUCCAGAAAGUGCGAGUGCAGGAGAGGGAGCAGAUUAAGACCCUCAACAACAAGUUUGCCUCCUUCAUCGACAAGGUCCGAUUCCUGGAGCAACAGAAUAAAGUUCUGGAGACCAAAUGGAACCUGCUGCAGCAGCAGCCCACGUCAAAUGCUGGGAACAACCUGGAGCCCGCCUUUGAGGCCUACGUUGGCAGCCUAAGGAAGCAUCUUGAUAGUCUGGUGGGGGAGAGGGGAAGGCAGGACUCAGAACUGAAGAACAUGCAGGAUCUGGUGGAGGACUUGAAGCACAAAUAUGAAGAGGAAAUCAACAGGCGCAUGGCAGCGGAGAAUGAGUUUGUGCUGCUGAAGAAGGACUUGGAUGUUGCCUACAUGAAAAAGGUGGAGAUGGAGGCCAAGGUGGCUGCCAUGACAGAUGAGAUCAACUUUCUGAGAGCCCUGUAUGAGACGGAAUUGGCACAAAUGCAAAGACAGAUCAGUGACACCAGCGUUAUCUUGUCUAUGGACAACAACCGAGCCCUGGACCUGGAUGGGAUCAUUGCUGAGGUGAAGGCUCACUAUGAAGACAUGGCCAACAGGAGCCGAGCUGAAGCCAACUCCAUGUACCAAGGCAAGUUUCAGGAGCUUCAGGUCACUGCUGGGAAACACGACAAUGAUCUGAAAAACUCCAAGCUGGAGAUCUCGGAGCUGACCCGGCUGAUCCACAGACUGCAGGCUGAACUUGAAAAUGUGAAAAAACAGUGCGCCAAACUGCAGUCGGCUGUUGCCGAGACAGAGGCACGUGGGGAGCUUACCCUGAAGGACGCUAGGGAAAAGCUGGUUGAAUUGGAAAUGGCCCUGCAGAAAGCUAAGGAGGAGAUGGCUCGUUUGCUGCGUGAUUACCAGGAGCUCUUGAAUAUCAAGCUGGCCCUGGAUAUUGAGAUUGCCACGUACAAGACGUUGCUGGAGGGAGAAGAAUGCAGGAUGUCUGGAGAGUGUGCCAGUGCUGUGAACAUCUCGGUAGUCAGCAGCAGCUCUGGAGGCGGGAGUGGGAUAAGCUGGGGAGGAGGAGGAGGAGGCGGGCUCAGUCUCGGAGGAGGCGGGCUCAGUGUCGGAGGAGGCGGCUCCAGCUCUGGAAGCGGAAGAGGCAUUGGAGGAUACAGCUAUGGAGGCAGGGGAGGUAGUUCCUGUGUGAAAAUCAUAUCGACGACCUCUUCAAGCAAAAGAACCACCAUAUGCUAAAGCCUAGGAACUGUAGUUACUAUUACCUGAGCACCGGAAGAUUUCCUUUAUUGUGGCGUAGCGGGCAGAGCACUGGAUUGGGACUCAGAAGACCUGGGUUCUAUUCCCAGCUCGCCCACUUCUUCCCUGGGUGACCUUGGACAGGGCUCUGUGCCUCAGUUUCCCCAUCUGUAAUAUAGGGAUAAUGAUACUGACCUCUUCUGUAAAGCGCUUUGAGAUCCACUGAUGGAAAAACACUGUAAAUGAGGUAGGUAUUAUUAUUGUUGAGACCAAAUAUCCACAUGCUCACACCCAACACUAUCACUGAAAAAGUGACUGGUAACAUCACAGUAACGCAACUGAUGUGACCAGAGAUCUUGUUUCUUCCGAAUUUCCCUCCCAGAAAAGUUUUACCAAAAAGAUCUUGAGCCUGAAGAUAAUUCAUUCCCCCCGCCCCCAUCUCUACUGCACUUUGUAUCCAACUUCCUGUAUACUACACUAGAAAAAUCCCAUACAUUUCUGCAGUCUGGAUGUGAUCAUGGAUUGUAGCUUGCUCUCUGCUUUGUGUGUUCCUACUGUACUUGUUGUAGCCGUGAAAGAAACAUUUUCUGUGUUGUUCUUCUAAGCCAGGGCCUUCAAAUGGGGCUAAAAGACUCAGGCAUCUGACUCCCAUUGACUUUCUAUGGCAGUGUGUACAUCUUUAAUAUUCUUUUAAAGUCGCAGAAUUAGUCCCACUGAGUUUCUUUCCAUUGGAUACAUUAAUCCCAAUGGGCCAAAAUUCUGGUGCAGGUCCAUUGAAAAUGAAGGAAUAACUAGGGCUGGGCAAAUAAUCUUUUUUUUGGCUUGGGGGUCAACUCAAAAUUUGGGGAAAAACUGGUUUCGUAUUGAAUAAAGUUUCAUUCAAUCUGAAACAAAAACAUAUUCAGUUUUGAGUUGCAUUUAGUUUCAUUUUCAUGGGGUUUUCAACAUUUUUGAAUGUUUUUCUUUCCAAAUUACAUUUAUGUUAACCACUGAGCAGAAGGUCGUUCCGAAACGAGAAGUCGAAACAUUUUAUUUCAGCAAUUCCAAUUGUUUUUCUUUCUCAGCUGAAGCUAUUUGCUGAAAUUGACCCAAAUUCACAAAUAGUUUUGAUCAACCCAAUUUUUCAGCGAAAAAAGGAUUCACCUGAAAAUUUCCACCCAGCUUUAGGGGUAACAAAGAGGGGAAUUUGGCCCACUCUCUGGCUCAGCAGGGUAACCCCUUGUACUCCUUGCUCUGAGAGCGGUAUGAAACAUUACCACUAAUAAACAAGAUGCCUUCCUAUCUUAGGAACAAA